AUGGCUAAUGAGCGGACGCCGCUCAUCACCAACGUCUACGUUGGUGCGCCCCGACCGCGCUACCAGAAUCACGUACUGCGGCGCUUCUGUACCAUCGCGCUCUCCUCCAUCCUCAUCUUCUGGUCCGUCUUCUUUGUCGUUGCGCUAUUCGUCGACGAUCCACCCCGACACCACCACCACCAUCACCACCAUGGCUGGUCCCUGACCAACAGCUUCAGCCGUGCGCCCAUCACUCACGAGGAGGUUCAGAAGAUCCUCUUCGAGGUUCCCUCAUCUGAGAAGGCCGAGGAAUGGAGCAGGUACUAUACUGCUGGACCCCAUCUCGCAGGUCAAAACUACUCCCAGGCAAGUAAUGCUUUGUGGACCAAGGAAAAGUGGGAGUCUUGGGGAAUCCAGUCCGAAAUUGUUGCCUACGAUGUGUACAUCAAUUACCCCGUAGACCACAGUCUUUCUCUGCUCUCCAAGUCCAAGGACGAGGAAGAGUCCGCUUGGAAGGUCGAGUUCAAGGCCGCGCUUGAGGAGGAUGUGCUCGAGGAGGAUCCCAGCUCCGGUCUGCCGAACCGCGUGCCGACUUUCCACGGCUACUCCGCCAGCGGCAACGUCACCGGAUCCUUCGUCUUCGUCAACUACGGCACGUACCAGGACUAUGAAGAUCUCGUCAAGGCCAACGUCAGCCUCGAGGGCAAGAUCGCCAUUGCCAAGUACGGCGGCAUUUUCCGUGGUCUCAAGGUCAAGCGUGCGCAGGAGCUCGGCAUGAUUGGUGCUCUGUUGUAUAGCGACCCUGGUGACGACGGCAAGGUUACGGAGGAGAACGGCUACGAAGCCUACCCCGAUGGCCCCGCCCGUCACCCGAGCGCCGUCCAGCGCGGAAGCGCCCAGUUCCUCUCCGUCCGGCCCGGUGACCCCUCCACCCCGGGUUACCCCUCUAAGCCCGGCGCCCCUCGCGCCCCUGUGGACGAUGCCACUCCUUCUAUCCCCUCCAUUCCCAUCUCCUACGCCGACGCCAUCCCAAUUCUCAAGGCACUGAAUGGCCACGGCCCCUCCAUCAAGGACUUCAACAAGUACUGGAACCGUAACCUCGGCCUCGCAUACAAGGGCGUCGAGUACAACAUCGGCCCUACCCCUGACAACGUCGUCCUGAACCUUUACAACGAGCAAAACUACACCACGACACCUCUAUGGAACGUCAUUGGUAUCGUCAACGGCACCAUUCCCAACGAGGUUAUCGUCGUCGGUAACCAUCGCGACGCCUGGAUCGCCGGCGGCGCCGGUGACCCCAACAGCGGCUCCUCCGUCCUCAACGAAGUAAUCCGCGGCGUCGGAGUCGCAGUCGCAUCCGGCUGGAAGCCAACCCGCACAAUCGUUUUCGCCUCCUGGGACGGCGAGGAGUACUCCCUUAUCGGCAGUACGGAGUGGGUCGAGGAAUACCUCCCCUGGCUCUCCGCCGCCUCGGUGGCCUACGUCAACGUCGAUGUCGGCGUCCGCGGCCCUCACUUCAGCACCUCCGCCGCGCCCCUCCUCCACAAGGUCCUCCGUGAGAUCACCCACAUCGUCCCCUCGCCCAACCAGACCGUCCCGGGCCAGACCGUCGGCGACGUCUGGAACGGCCGCAUCAGCACCAUGGGCUCCGGCUCCGACUUCACCGCCUUCCAGGACUUCGCCGGCAUCCCCUCUAUCGACAUGGGCUUCGGCGGCGAGAACGAUGAGGCCGUGUAUCAGUACCACUCCAACUACGACUCCUUCCACUGGAUGGAGAAGUUCGGCGACCCGGGCUUCGUCUACCACCGCACCAUGGCCCAGAUCCUCGGCCUCGUCGUCGCCGAGCUCUCCAACGUGCCCGUAAUCCGCUUCAACGCCACCGACUACGCCGACGCCCUCUCCGGCUACGUCGACCAGGUCGAGGCCAAGCUCGCCGCCGCGGAGCCCGUCACGGAUGACGAGGUCUUUCGCCAGCGCGCCAGCAUCGCCGUCGCUAACGCCGAUGCGCAGGGCUCGCAGUCGCAGUUCCGCGCCUCCCUGCAGGUCCUGCGCACCUCCAUCGCCGCCUUCCGCGAGAAGGCGUGGAACCUCGACGAGACGGCCGCCUGGGUCGAUUGGGAGCUCAAGGAGGACAUCCCCUGGUGGAACAUCAUCCGCAAGAUCAAGCUCGGCCUCACCUUCGUGUGGGUAAACAAGAGCUACAAGGGCAUCGAGCGCAACUUCUUGUACCCCGGCGGCCUGGAUGGGCGCAGCUGGUUCAAGCACGUCGUGUUCGCGCCCGGCCUGUGGACUGGAUAUGCUGGAGCUGUCUACCCUGGUCUGCAGGAGAGCAUCGACGCCAAGGACUACAUCAACGCCGUCAAGUGGUCCGGCAUCAUCAACGAGUGUGUCGCUUCUGCCACCAAGGGCAUCUGA
Molecule: messenger RNA, 2394 nt
Organism: Colletotrichum gloeosporioides
Lineage: Eukaryota; Fungi; Ascomycota; Sordariomycetes; Glomerellales; Glomerellaceae
Product: putative glutamate carboxypeptidase
Exons: 3
Coding region: 1-2394 (797 amino acids)
Molecular function (GO): carboxypeptidase activity
Source: RefSeq, a predicted model, not a curated record